Messenger RNA from Helianthus annuus (common sunflower), 5583 nucleotides. RefSeq names its product disease resistance protein SUMM2. The record is from RefSeq and is a predicted model, not a curated record. Bases 214 to 4989 code for a protein of 1591 amino acids. The transcript is spliced from 6 exons. Lineage: Eukaryota; Viridiplantae; Streptophyta; Magnoliopsida; Asterales; Asteraceae. Gene Ontology annotation, molecular function: ADP binding; ATP hydrolysis activity.
AUAUGUGCGGAUGAAAACCAUGAAUAUUAGUGCAAAAAGUCAACUGUCAAUAGGACGCAACUUCUCAAUAAUGCAGCUUGGUUAACGAUAACUCUUCAGUUGUUUAAUGCAAAUUGAUUACUCUUGAGUUGUUUAUCCUCCAAAUCUCUGGUUGACUUUUGCUUUGCCAGUCUCUCCAUUUCAAUUUCAACUGAAGAACAACCGGUGAAGGAAAUGAGCACUGUAGAUAUUGCAGUUUCAGUAAUCGCAAAGCUGCUUGAAUACACAGCUCGUCCGAUUAUUCAGCCAUUUGGUUAUAUUCUCCAUCACAAUAGGAACAUUAACGGUUUACAAACUCAGAUUUCGCAUCUGGAGAACACUCAAUUUGAGGUCCAACAACAAGUGGAUGUAGCCCAACGCAACGGAGAAAUUGUACUACCUACUGUACAAGCAUGGCUUGCUAAAGCAAACAGUUUAGCAACAGAAUCCGAUAAGUUCUUGAGUAAUCAGGUUGUUACAAAUCACAACUGCAUCAGUGGAUCAUGCCCCAACUUGAAGUUGAUUUACAAAAUCAGUAGAGAAGCCAAGAAGAAAUCAAUUGCGGUUAAUCAGGUGGUAGAGGGUGGAAAGUUUGAUCGUGUUUCGCACCCUGCUCGUUUACCUCCCAUAUGGCCUAGUAAUGAUGGUGCGUUUAUAGGAGAAUUGGAUGGUUUUGAGUCGAGAAAAGCGCAAUUGCGGUUGAUGAUGGAGGCGUUGGGAGAUGAUAGUGUCAACAUUAUUGGUGUGUAUGGGAUGGGUGGGAUAGGGAAGACUACCUUUGUGGAGGAAGUUGCCAAACAAGCAUAUGCACGCCAACUGUUCGAUGAAAUGGUUAUGGUGGUGGUUUCGCAUAAACCUAACUUGAGAAAGCUUCAAGGUGAUCUUGCGGAGAUGUUGGAACUGAAUUUGAAGGAGGAGGGUGAGGUACUGAGGACUGUUCGGUUACGAGAGAGGUUGAAUCAAGUUAAGAGGAUAUUGAUUAUAUUGGAUGAUUUAUGGAUGCCAUUUGAUCUGAGGACAAUUGGUAUACCGCAGGGUAAUCUUCAUAAAGGGUGCAAGAUUAUCUUGACAUCGAGAAGUUUAGAUGUAUGUAAUGCUAUGAGCACUCAGAGAAAUUUCCAUAUGGAUGUGUUAUCGCAAGUGGAAUCUUGGAAUUUGUUCAAGAAAAUGGCGGGUGAUACUGUUGAGUCAUCGGAUCUUAAUCCUAUAGCUACUAAGGUUGCUAAGAGAUGCUCAGGAUUGCCUCUUGCAAUUGUAACAGUUGCUCGUGCUUUAAGACAUAGGAGCAAAUAUGCUUGGCGUGACGCACUUCGUCAGUUGAAGAGUUCUACGUCUAAUGAUGUCAAAGGAGUGUAUGCCAAUGUCUUUGCUUCCUUAGAGUUAAGCUUUAACUUUUUAAAAGAUGAAGAAACAAAAGCUUGUUUCUUGCUCUGUAGCUUGUUUAAAGAAGACCUUGAUAUUUCCGUCGAGUUUUUGGUGAGAUAUGGAAUAGGUUUGAGAUUAUUCCAAGAUGUUCAUACUUUAGAAGAAGCAAGAGACAGAGUGCAUACAAUUGUUGAGAAUCUCAAAGCUUGUUGUUUAUUAUUAGAUAGUGACGUGGAAGACUGUUUUCGGAUGCAUGAUGUUACUCGAGACUUUCUACUCUCUGUAGCUUGCAGGGGUCUCUACAUAUUCUUGGAGAAGAUGAUUCCUGAAUAUCUAGAGUCAUCUAAUGAAAACAAGCUUGGUAAUUAUUAUGCAAUCUCAAUGGUGUUGAAUAAUCUUGAAGAAUUUCCCAUUGGCAUAGAGUGUCCGAAGCUGCAGUUGUGGCGGUUAGAAGGUUCUACCGGGCAGGUGGAAUUUUCAGGUAACAAAAAUUACUUUGAUGGGAUGAAAGAGCUCAAAGUUGUAAUCAUGCAUCACGUAUCUAUCCCAUUUAUCCCGUCAUCGUUUCUUACAGUAAGGAAACUUGUAACUUUAUGCCUUGAGCACUGCAAGUUAGGAGAUUUGUCACAUAUCAAAGAGCUAAAACACCUAGAAAUUCUUAGCUUAAUUCAUUCAGAUAUCGAAAAAUUACCAAAGGAAAUUAGAGAACUCUCACGCUUAAGGCUUUUAGAUUUGUCAGAUUGUACGAAUCUGACAGUAAUCCCAUUCGGUGUGUUCUCCAAUUUGUCUAACUUGGAAUGCUUGUACAUGAUGAAUAGUUUCCGCCAGUGGGGAGUUCACGGUCAAAGUAGUCAAAAUCAAGCAACCCUUGAUGAACUGAAGAACUUAUCUCACUUGACAACCUUCGAGACGCAUAUCCCAGAUGUCAAUCUAUUUCCCAAAGAUUUACUAUUUCGGAACUUGGUGAGAUUCAAAUUAUUUAUAGGGAUGGAUAUUAGCCAGGUAAUAAAUUACUCAUACCCGAAAACCUUAAGACUCACACUGCAUCAAGGUCUUAGUUUACACGGCGGAAUCUAUAAGUUGUUAAAAUCGGCUCAACAUUUAAUCUUGGACUACUCAAUUAUUGAUUACUUAGAAGAUUUAAACAGCAUUGUGUAUGACUUGAGGAAAGGUUUCAAACACUUGAGAUGUUUGGAGGUCUAUGGUUAUACCGGGGUUGAAUCUUUGAUUGACACCAAAAUCUUUCCUGUUUUGGAGAACUUAAAGGUUGUUUCUGCUGCUGAUCUUAGAAUGAUAUGUUAUGACCAUCUCCCAGAUCAAUCGUUUUGUGAGCUUCGUGAAUUGAUGCUGAGUAUUUUACCGGAAUUAACUUGUUUGUGGGUGGAUCCUAUGGGAAACGUAUGCUUACGUAAUCUAAGAACUAUAUAUGUAUCUGAUUGCCACAAACUUAAAGACCUUGUUUCACAAUCCACAGCCAGAGAUCUUUCAGAGCUUCAAAGACUCUAUGUUUCCUCAUGUGAAGAUCUCAAAGUAAUAUUAUUUAAAGAUGCGGGUGAUUCAUCUAGUCGGAUUGUGCUAUCAAAGCUGAAGUCUAUAAAGCUUGAGUUUUUGCCUAGUCUUUCGAGUUUCUGCCCCGAAGCAGCUACUAAUUUAGUACAAGAAGCCCUUUUCAAUUCAAAGGUUGACUUUCCUUCCCUGGAAGAGCUGACUCUUCGUGAACUACAUUCUGUCAAUGAAAUUUGGCCCCGCCAGUUUUCUACUGCAAACUUCCGCAGCCUUAGGAUCCUGAUUAUUUUUGGCUGUGAAAACCUAGUACUUGUAUUUCCAUCAUAUAUCCAGAAAAUGUUGCAAAAUCUUGAAAUUCUUUACAUAGAAUGGUGUGAUUCUGUAGAAGAGGUUUGUGGACUUGACGAACACGAUAUCCACAACGAAAAUGAUGCAAGUUUAGCAACUUUACCUUGUGUUAGAGACCUCAUUUUGGGGAAGUUGCCGCUACUAAAACAUCUUUGGUGGAACAAAGAUAUUAAUCCUCAUGCAUAUACAAGCUUACAGAAUUUGAAUUCUCUGCAUCUCUAUGAAUGUGAUGGUUUAAUCCAUCUUUUCUCAUUUUGUGCAAUGAAGAGUCUCGUUCAACUACAAGAAUUGAAGGUACGUUCAUGUAAGAUGAUGAAAACAGUAUUUGCUAACGAAGGAGAUGAUGGUAUUAUUGUUCUGUCAGAAUUACGUUACGUUAGUCUUGAAGAUCUUCCAGAACUUUCAAGUUUUUGCAAAGGGAGUAGUAGUUUACACUUUCCAUCAUUGGAUAUGAUUGAAAUCAAAAGUUGCCCUAAAAUGAAAGCAUUUGUUGCUUCUGAUGUGCGUCAGGAGGAGAACCUCUUCAAUGAAAAGGUUGCAUUGCCUAAUUUGCAAGCAUUAUACCUAGAUGGAUUGAGUAGCAUGAUUGGCAUAUGGCACACCGAACUUCCAGAUAAGAGUUUUAAUGAACUUCAAGUCUUGAAAGUUAUCAACUGUGAUCAACUAUUAGAUCUUGGACCAAUCAACAUGCUUCCUCGAUUGCAAAUAAUUGAAGAAAUUCAUAUUAUUAAUUGUGCUUCACUUGAACAACUCUUUGCCAUUAAACACACACAAACUCACCAGAAUUUGGCUUCUGUUUCACUAAUCAAACUGGUUGAUUUAGUUUUACGAAAUCUACCAAAUUUGAGACAAAUAUGGUGGGAUAGAAGUAAGACUCCAACCGAAACUAGUAGGUUUCAGAGACUUGCUUCUGUUGAAGUUGCAAGUUGUGAACUUCUUGAUUGCAUCUUCCCAGUGUGGGUAGCUAGAGGUGUACCCCGGCUCCAGAAACUGAAAGUAGAAUCAUGUACGUUGGUGAAAGCGAUUGUGGAAUAUAACGGAAGACAAUCAGAACCAGAUGACAUAAUUCUCCCUCAAGUAUGUAGUAUCGAGCUUGAGAAUCUACCAAAUUUGGUCCACUUUUGUACUAGGAUGUCUGAAUUAAGGUGGCUAUCUCUGAAAGAACUAAGAAUCAUGAAUUGUUCUAAAAUGGGGUCCUUUGUUUCAACUUCAAGCUUGGAAAAUGACUCAAACUCCAUUAAAGUGUUCUUUGUUGAAAAGGUUGUUUUUCCGAGCUUGGAGAAACUGCGAAUCGACAACCUUGAGUGCGUGAAUACCUUAUGGCAUACAGACACUAUGGCUGAAGCAUUUAGUCAACUCAGUAUCCUAGAGGUGAGAAACUGCAACAAUUUGGUAAAACUUAUCCCCUCAAGUUUACUCCCAAGGCUGCAGAAUCUGGAAGAGUUACAUGUAAAUCAAUGUUGUUUGCUCGAGAUGAUUCUAGAAGAAAAUUCUAUUGAAAAAGUCAUGUUUCCUAAAGUUCACACUGUUCGACUAAUAAAACUACCAAAAGUCGCAUGUUUUAUCUCUGGGAAUCGGAGUUUUGAAUGGCCAAAUCUGGAAAGAUUAGUGAUAGAGGACUGCCCAACCAUGAAAAUGUUCUCUUUGGUGGGCCAGAUUGUUCCUAAGCUAAACGCGAUUGAGGUAGGCUAUGGUUUACAAGUGUGGAAUGGCGAUUUAGACAGCACUAUUCAACAUUUAUUCGUGAGUUGAGGCACGUGAUCUUGAUACAUUAAUAGUAGAAUGUUGCCAUAAUCCUGCAUAUUGGCUGGGACUAUAUUCUUCUGGAAGAAUCACACAGAGGAAAGCACAACAUAGGCAGGGCUUAGAAAAUCUCAUGGUGAAAGAUUAAAAUGGUUUUCAAUGACAGUCACGCGAUGGCAAAGAUAAAGGUGUGCAUCACACAGAGGCAAUUGCUGUUGAUGAUCCUUGAGUUUUCCCACAAAACCAGAUCCCAAGUUAGAAGGGGCCACUUCUCAUACCUCCAAACAAAAAAAAAAAAAAAAACAACCAAUGAGGGGAUGGGGUACUUUUACAAAACACCAUUAUAUACGUUUGUACCCAGUUUCUAACAAAAAAACUGGGUUCUGUUUGUCGCUCCACAAAUUAUGUUUCACUUCAAAUAGCACAAGGCUAAGAUUAAUGUGUUGCUCACAUAACCAGUGUUGUAAGAAUCGCCAGGCGCUAGUCUGCUGGUGGGGUACCGACUAGCAAUUAAUUAGGAUUAAUAUGAUUGGGAUUUAAUUUGUAAUUUUCAGUUUUAUACGUAUAUACACACAUAUUUUUAAGUAGACAUGUUUUAACACC